Messenger RNA from Macrobrachium nipponense, 11584 nucleotides. RefSeq names its product stromal membrane-associated protein 1-like. The coding region runs from base 319 to 1530 and encodes 403 amino acids. The transcript has 8 exons. Lineage: Eukaryota; Metazoa; Arthropoda; Malacostraca; Decapoda; Palaemonidae. Gene Ontology annotation, cellular component: cytoplasm. The record is from RefSeq and is a predicted model, not a curated record. Gene Ontology annotation, molecular function: GTPase activator activity.
AAUUCUACUUCAACCACUCAGUGUAGCCCCUGCUACCAAAAGGAAAAUGCUGAAUGUCAUAGGCAAGAGGGUUUUCCCUUUCUCGUCUGCCUACCUCCAAUUAACCACCUUGUUACCAAGCUUUAAUGACUGAUUCCUGCUCAUGCUGAGGAAUACUCUUCAUAAAAGACUGGUCCAAGAUGGGCAUCAUGGAACUUAGGCAUUUUCCUAUGUAUCCGCUGUGCAGGGAUCCAUCGAAACUUAGGAGUUCAUAUAUCAAGAGUAAAAAGUGUCAAUCUAGAUACGUGGACACCACAGCAAGUAGCUUGCAUUCAACAAAUGGGUAACAGCAGAGCACGAGCAGUGUAUGAAGCAAAUUUGCCUGAUAGUUUCAGGCGCCCUCAGAUGGAUUCAGCUUUAGAGCAAUUUGUUCGGGCAAAAUACGAGGCAAAAAAAUAUAUAGCCAGAGAAUGGGUUCCUCCAGCCAUGCCCAACCCCACUUGGGAUUUAGAACUGGAAAAACAAUUGAAGAAGAAGAAACGAGAAAAGACUAGUGGUACAGUUGAAUUGCCAGCUCCAGUUAGUUCUCGUGGGAAUACUAGAGGAGCAAGUGUGUCACCGAAGCCUCUUCCCAAAGCCCCAGGAAGCAAAAGCUCCUCCCCUUCUCCAGGAACAACUGCUAAGGCUUCGACGGCAAAAGCUGCUACUACAACCACCUCUUCGAGUGCUACUCAGGAUCUGUUAGGUUUAGAUGCACCAUCUACUAAUGGUACCAGUGCAGACAAUUCUGAUCCAUUUGGGGAGUUCUUAGCAGCCCCUGCUAGUCAAACAAAUAAUACGUCAUCUUCACCAAGUCAAACUGUGAAUGCUUCCCCAGCAGCAACUGAGGGAUCUUCCAAAACUGAGGAGGAAAACUUUUUCAAUCAAAAAUUACCUGAAGGAGGCUCGGACAAACUUACUAAAGAUUCAAUACUUGCUCUGUAUGGACAAAAUCAACCCCAACCUCAGCCAGCAAAUAUGUUUCCAGGGAAUGUGUACUUAGGAACUCAAGGUCAACCAAUGGCACAACCUCCACCCAAUUUACAGAAUGGAGGAGUUUUACCCCAGCAGCCACAACAAAAUAUAAUGUUUAUGCCUCAAGGUGGAAUUCCUGGCGGAGCUGCAAUGCCUAAUCCUUUCUUUGCAAAUGGUAUGCCACAGGGUGUCCCAACUUCAAUCCAAUUAUCCGCAGCUAACCCUUUUGCACAGCUAGCUCCCAUGCACAUCUUCUCUGCUCCUUCUGAUUCCAGCUACAAAGCCUUCUAUCAGAUGCAGUCGCAGAUGGCAAGUCUGAAUAUUGGUGGGGUCGGCAACAUUAUGGGAGGUCAGCCACCAGUUAUCUCUCAAGCCCCAGGGAUGGUCGGUCCCAUGCAAGGAAUGGUAGGGCCUAUGGGAAUGACUGGAGGAGCUAUGCCGACUACUGGUGUCAUGCCACAAGCUAUGGGUAGUGCUGCCCCUGCCCCGGGCCUCGGGAAUGCUAAUCCCACAUUAGCUACUAAUUUGUGGCAAUAACUAUUAUGCACUUAGGAUGGUAUUAACCUUGCGGUGCUAUGCGCUGAACUGUGAGGAUGGGGGUGAUGGGUUGUUGUGGGCCAAGGAAAGAGGUAAGCUGGAGCUUGUUUGCCAGCAUGGGACCAGUUGUUAUGAUAUUGGUGUAUCUGUACCGAUCAGUUGGUAAGUUCACCACCGGCCUCCAUCCAUUACACAGUGAGUGAGAAAGCACGGUGGUACUUGUUCUGCUAAGGAAGACCCUUUUUGGGAAAUUUAUAAAUGGACAUAAAUAUACAGGUUUAUUGUUCCCUUUGUUAUUUAGUGGAUUUUGAUGCAUAUUAUUCCCCCCCUCCCUAGUGGCAGAGGAGGAUUGUGUAGGACGAGACUCGUCUUGUAACUUGAUUUUAACUUGGACAUUGAAGCCUUAAAGGAACAAGUUGUUCAUUUAGUAUAGGUGUUUUAUACAAAGAAAUUAUGGUAUUUCGUAAUGAAGAUAAACAUCGUCAAAACCAAAGCUUAUGUGUUGCUUUGCUUUAUGACCUGAAGUACCCUGUUACUUGGGAGUUGUUAUCAUUAAUAUUACCACAUAUUCAAGUCUAAGCCACCUUCCUUGGAAUUUGAUAUCAGAUUUCUUUUCUUAUGCAAGCAAAUGCAAAUUUUCAUUUACAGUCAAGUACCAGUUGCUAUAUCUUUAUUUUGUACUUUAAGAAUAUUUGUCAAAUUUUAUUUUUUUUGGUUUAUGCAGAAAUGUAGAAGUAUUAAGAACAUAAAGGACUUAAAUUUGUCUUUAUCUCUACCUACUGCAUUGAGGCAAUAUUAAUUGUGUUCUCUCGUUUAGGAUAUUGAAUAUGUAUGUGUCACAUUUAUGUACUUAAGGUAUUCAAUUCAUUCUCAUUUGCAGGAGAAACUAGUAAAACAUGCGAUGUUUUAGUUUGUCAUAAUAUUUUCAGGUGCACAUUAAUUGGGUGGGUAACAUUUCAUUGCAGCAGAAGUUUCUUUCAGUAUGGGUUUGCUUUUACACAAAAUUGAAAAUUCCAUCAGUAGCUCCAGAUACUGCAAGCAUGAGAGCUCACCUGUUAUGAUAUAGUUCUCGUGUUGGCAUUUUUUUUUUUACCAUGCAAAUCGUAAACUGCAGGUUUUCAAUUCUUAGGGACUUGUGUUCAUUUGAUUUCAACCAGAAGUUUAUCAGGUUUCUUCAGUGGUGUUUACAAGUUGGAGAGUUAAUUUAUAUAUAUGUACAGCUAUGAGCAUUAGCAUGGAUAGGGAAAAGUAAUGUUGGUAGUAUUCAGAUUAUGGUAAACGACAAAAUUAAUACAAGGUAGAAAGCAAUAAAUGUCAGAAAACUAAAAUGAUACAAGAAAGUGUUAUAAGGCAGUAAUGAAGGGGUAAUUUUUUAUCUUAGUUUUGCUCUGAAAGUCCCUCUUCCUUUAGAUGCAGAAUACUAAUCCAAAUUAUCAUAUAUGUAUAGUCAAAGUUCCUGCAAGCACUGAUUGACACCAAUUUAAAUAUUCUGGUAGUAUAAAUCAACAUUUUAUGAGCGGAGUUCCAUUGGAUAAAUUGGCUAAGAUCAUAUGAAGCAGUUUGAAGAUGUUCAGUGUAGUAUAUUUACUGGUUUUAUACUACUUAUUCUGUGUCAUAAUAUAAAGAUUUUAAGAAUUGUAUAUCGUAACAAAAAACCCUCUUUUACGUCAUCAAAAUGGAUGUUAGGUUCCUCAGCAUUUUACACAUAUAAAUAUUGAUUUUCAUAUUAAAAAUGCAUUUAGCAUGGCAUUUACCUAUUUGAUUGAGCUGUGUUAAAAUAUAAUAUGAAUUUCAGUAAGAUAGAAAUUGAGAAAAUCAUCCAAAUAGGGUAGGAAAAAGCCAUUUAACUUCAUUAGGAUACAUAGCAAAACCAUUCAAGUUGGAAUGUCGAGCACUGAAUUGGGUAGUGUAAGAUGCCUCCAUUUGUGUACAGUGAGUGUUCAAGGCAUAAUUGUUUCAUAUGCAUAGAAUUUUUGGAAUGUGCCAGUGCUUGCUUGCAAAAUGUAAAUACAUAUAACCAUAAAAAUAACUCAGGAUGGUGUUGUAAUGUAAUUUACUUUUAACCACUUUGUUUAAUUUGGGGCAUGCAGAACAACUAAUAUCAAGAAAUAAUUGUAAUUCCUCAUUGCUUCCAUUAACUUGUUCAUUUAUGGGUAAUCUGAUAAUGGGGAGGUAAGACUGUGCAAAAUUUUUGGCAUUAAAUGUUAUACUUUUAGAUAGAAAAUGCUAUUGCCAUUUAGAGCAAACUUACAGUAGGUGCCAUUGGAUUUGAUAAGUUGCCCAGAUGAAGUUCUUGAUAAAAAUGAAAUUUUAAUGCAUUGUAAAAAGCAUAUUUGCAGUCACCAAUUUCCUGUCUGGAACACUGUACCACAGUACUUUCAUUGGGUUUACAUUUUAAUCGAGGCUUCAGUUUUGGUUGGAAAUGAAAGUUUUUCUCACAAAGAGAAGUUUGUGAAUUUUGAAAUCUUUGGGGGUUGGGUGUUAAUUUCGUGGUAUAGCUUGCCUAAAAACAAAGUAGGCUUUUUAGAUUAGGACUUAAGUUACUGAAGUGCAGAAAGUGAUUUGAAAUUGUUUGGUGCUUAAAAGUUCAUUUGUCUAAACAUUCUAGGGAUUUUUGAAGAUUUAAAAUUUUCCUUAAUUUCAUAGUCUUCACUUUAAUCAUUUUGAUUCCAUUUAGUUAUCUGUUGCUGUGUGCUAUUAUGUGUGUAUGUUGGAAUAUUGCCUCAUUGUGUUUUGCAAAGAAUGUUGUCAUGAAUCAUUUGCCUUCUGUUUUGUAGUUUGCCAGAGUAUUUAAAUGGUAGCCGAAUGGGAGUUCAUUUAUUUCUUUAUGUUGAUGUUGCAGACUCGUGCGUUUAGGCAAGAAUCUAAUGCUUUGGACCAGCUCUUUGAAAAUUAAGGAUUCUAGCUUAUUUAAUCUGAUUGAACUAUUUUGAAAUUUGUUCGUGAAUAGGAAUUGCAAUAAAAUGAACCCAGCUGUUGGAAAGCCUAGAGGAUUCAAGAGAACUUCAAAGGCCAUAUUUUGCAUUGCUAAAAUCAAAGAAAUUAUUGGACUUUUAUAGUUUGUUCUAUUUUCUUUAAUGCCAAGGAGUAGCCAGCUUUGUGUAACAUUAUUACUACUGUUACAUUUCAACACAAGCAUGAAUUCCCAUCAUUUGCUGUGCUCUGUAACAAUUAAAAGGGCACACAUUCAUUGACAUUAAUCCUGGAUUGGUGUUAUUGUUAUUUAUAAAGCUUCAUGGCAUGAGUAACAUCCCACACUUUUGAGUUUUGUGCAGUGUUUUCUGGAUGUACACAAGCUGCUGAUUAAUUCAGGUGAUCAUUGAGAGUCAAAAGUAAGUUUGCUAUGCAGAUCAGAUGACUGUAAUCUUACAAGUGCAGUAGCUUUUCUUUUUACUGGUAUACGUAGAAGACAGUGUUUGCGGAACUUUGGUUGCAAAUUUUUUUUUUGUUUUAUUAGGUAAAAAAUACCUUGUAGAUGAUGUGAACUUGAAGUGAAUACUUACCAUCAGAUAUUUUAUGUUACUGUGGUAGCUCAAUUGUUUCCAAAUUUGUAAGGUACUGUAUACAGUGGGCAAGAGAUGUUUUUAAAGACUGUUAACCAAAUGUGCAGAUAGAGGAGCUUUAACUUGUUUUUCCCAGUAUACAGUAGUAUAUCUUGGAUUUAUCUCGAAGUGAAAUCAUUCUUUUCCAGUGGAUGAAAAAUAUUAUUUGCUAAUCAAACCAUUCAUGAUUUUAAAUGAGUUUUGAAGCCACAAGGCGUGUGAAUUGCAUUGAGGCUUGGGAUGGGUAUUCCAUUUUAUGCAAGUCCAGUAUGGUAGAGAAGCAGCCAUGUUUAUGCAAUAAGGUUUGAGAAACUUCUAUCAUUUUUAGAGUAAUGCCAACAGCUAUUCUGCUUAUAAAGGAUAAUGCACAAACAGCAGAGUUUACAUACACAGAAAAUACUCCACUAAGUCAAAUGUACAUUUACCUUUUCAACAAACAGGGAAAUUUGGCCAUAUGCCCAAUUAUCUGAUGAGUGACUCUUGUACUCUUGGAAUUCCCCAGAAAUCUCAUAAUUAUGUGUGAUACUUCUAACCAGGUAUUGUUUUGAAUUUAUAUAUACACAUUUACUAACACUUUGUGAUGUAUAUUUUGAAAAUUAAAUAUUUAUUUAUUUUAAGUUGUAUAUAUCUUUUUGUAUUUUGGAUGAAAUAUUUAUUUUAUCCUCAAUUUGCUUGAAAUUACUACCAUAUACAGUAGUCUUUUUCAUUCAGAAGACAGCAUAAACCAGCACUGUCAUGUUCAGUAUAGUACCUAGAAUAUGAGAGAUUCUCAUUUUCAAGGGGUUAUUGAUGUAAAGCGCAUAGUCCAGUCAUCCAUGGAUUUGUAGUACCACGGCUCGUUGUGUGAGUUGUUAAUUUUGUAAGAUCAAAACAUUUUACAUUGUUGUUCUUCUAUAGACCUGACAGAGUUACUUUUGUAGUUGGGUUGGAGGAUGAGAGUAGAAUUAUGAUAUUAUGUAGUUUGUUACUUUGGAUGAGAGGAUUUAUGCUUGUCCUGGGCUGUUAGAUCAAGUUGAAAGUUUGGGAUAAGUUGUUUUGAUUUUUUCACAUUCAUUCGAGUGUUUAUCAGGCAGUCUGUGUGUGUUGGUAAAUGAUUUAAGCAAGAGAGAAUUAUAACAAUGACAAUAUGCACUAGAUUACAUUUUAUUACAGCUGAUUGGCCAGCCGUGUUGGAAUUAUGAAUUUGAAUGCAUCGGUUUGUUUAUACAAUUUUUUUUAACUAACAGUGAAGGCCUGUUGCUUCUAAUCCUAAUUAGUACAAGGAGAAUUCCUUAUAAAUACUAGUCAUGUUAAUCGAUAUGCAUUUCUUGACUUUGAUCCACAGAAGUGUAAAUUGGAGACUCCUUGUACAAAGAGUAAGAGUCACUUCUUGGGUGGAAACAAAGCAAUAUUGAAGUCUAUUUCUUCCUAAAUCAGGUCUGUGAAGGUUAUUAUUUCUUUUAUAUUAAUUGGUAUUUGUCACAUUUCCAAGCAUAUAAUUUUUGUAUUCGAGCUUUUUUUAUUUUAUUUUAUUCAUUUUUUUUAGGUUUUUAUAAAUUAGUCAAGCAGCAUGUUGAACAGAUAAACUAGUCAAGGAUUUGUACUGUUCCAAAAAAUUUUUUUCCUAAAAUUUUCUUCUGGAGUUUUUCUGACAUUCUUUGGAAUAUUUGGCAACUUGACUAUGUCUUUUGUAUAUGAUGUAGGUAGUAUAUAACCAUGAACUUGCAUUCCUGAUUAACAUUAAAAGUACCAUUUCUGACAACUGGCAAGACAUUUGGAGCUUUGUAAUACCAUUUUGGUGUACAUUGUGCUUCCAUUAAUGAAAUAUUGCUCCCUUUGUUAAAAAUAGAGCUCUCUUGGAUAAUGAAAGCAGUUAUUUUGCUGGUAUUGAAAUAGAAUAUUUUCCAGAACCUAGAAUUCUCGAUGCUGCUCACAUAUCAUUAUUAAAAGAUUUUACUGCGGAAAUAGUAGGGAGUAUGGAAAUACUCAGUUUUGCCUUAUGAUUUUAUUUUAUCAGUCUUUGCUGCUCUACAUUACUGUCAUAGAAAUAGAAGACUUUGAGUCAAUCCAUAUACGUAGUACUAUUUACCCAUAUUUAGUUUGUUUGGUGAACUGUUAGUCUGUAAAUAUCAAAACGUAACCUUUUCUUGACAUAUGUAAUUACAUGUCUGAAUUUGCAUUUCAGUAUGUUUAUCACAAUCUUUUUAAGAAACAGAUAUUUUCUACUGGUGUUCCAACUCUUAAUGAUUCAUGCUCUUGUACUUUCUCAUAGAUUUAUAGUUCCAGCACUGUUUUUUUUAUAGAUAUAAAUCUCUGCUUGAAUCAUCACCAUUUUAGCAUUACUAUUAGAAUUAUUUCUAUUUUCUAUACCACACGGAUCUAGGUCAAGGGGUUGUGGCUACAUGAUAAUGUCCCCCCCCAUGAACUUUGGUUGACAAAUUUGAUAGCAGUAAACUUCUCUUUAAUUAUCGAAGUUGUUGUAUCCCAUGUUCCUUUAAAGAGCUAUGUGAAUUCUGGUUCUGUCAUUUAAGUGACUUCAAAGAAAGAAAACCAUAUCUUUUUUUUUUAGGUUAAUAUUUUCUAUACAAAAGAAACUUUUGGUUGACCAAUUCUAGUACAGUAUUCUCUGUACAGUACAUUUCUACCCCAUGAAUUGUUCAGAAAUCCCAAAAAGAUCUUCAUUAUAGACAUCAGUUCUGUUGAAUGCAAGUUUUGACAUUUUGAUUGCAUUUACCAUUUUCUGCUUGACUUCCAAUUACUGUAGGUGGACUUUUAUUUCCCUGUUUAUUCACAGUCCAUGGAGAAUGAGGCAUAAUUUUAUUAUAUAGUUAAAUGGCAGCAAAGACUGUAUAUUUAUAGUUAAGAAGUAUGUGAAAGCAGGAAAUGACACCAGCUCAAAUUUUUUUUUUUCCUUAGGAACUAUAUCUGAUCUGGUGAUCCUUGUACCUAUAAUUGUAUGCAGACUUUUGAACCUUUGCAAAGUUUUAGAUAAAAGUUUUCACACAUACAUCAAGGUGCUAUAGUACAUUUCCUGCUUUUUAUGUAGUUUAUUGCAGCAGCAGCAAGGCUGGUAUCUGCAAUUAGACUGUGUAUAUUGUAUGCAUUAUGCUUAUUUAUUUUGUUUUUAUUUUGCUCAUAUGGUGUAUGGGUCAACUUUAUGAUAGCUUCAGUAUUCAUAUCUUUAUAUCAGGUAGUAGUUGUUUCCAGGUAUUUAGUUGGCAACAGUGAGUUGAACUUAUUUAUAUUCUUGUUUUGAGGUGGUCAUAAUAUACUAGUAGAAAAAUAUAACUGAAAAGAACUUACAAACGAAGACCAACUGAUGUUUGAGCACAUUUGCCAAUUUAAUGUAAAAUAGAAUGAAUCAUUGGCUCCUCAAAAACUUUGAUUUGUAAGGUUAGUACAUACGUGGCUUUAAUAUAGUGAGAAUAUUGUCAGUGUUAUUAAAGAUUAGACAAAAAUGACUUUAGAAUCACAGUGAAUAUUGGAAGAUGAUUUGUUCUACGAGGUUGGUAUAUUUCCCCACUGCUCUAUUUUAUGCAACAUAUAUGAGAUAUAAUGAAUGAAUAUAAAAUACCUUGCAAGUGGAAAUGAAUGCUACAUGUCCUAAAGUUAUUUAAUAUAUUUUUACCUCUGAAAGAAUUAUAAUGUUAGUUUUCAUAUGCAGAUCCUUUAUCACAUUCAUAAAGAAAAAUCUAAACACUUUUCAAAUACUGUUCUAUUAAUCAUUGUAUCAUAGGCAAAAUUUGCUCAAAUAUGCAAAAAUAAGCUUCAUGAACUGUUAAGAUAUUAUUAACUGUUGUAUACCAAAGAUUUCUUAAAUAUAAUGGGUAUUAAUGUUAAAGACAACAACAACAUUAUUUAUUGUAAAAAUGGUUGACAUUCUAGAAAUGAUCAGUCAAUUCCUGUGUAAGCAUUGUGCAUUAGCCUUCUGCCCAUUUUACUUCACUCAUCAUAACUAACGGUUUGGGUUUUUCACAGUAACAUUGCACGCUGUGGGUGAAGCAAUAAAUAAAAACCCCUUGGGAAGCAAUGCACUUUCAUUCAAGACUAAGUUUUUGUUGUGCAUUUCUCAAGGUUCUUGAUUUAUGGAAGUUAUAUGAAGUUUAGUUUUGUGAGGUUUCUUAGCUCAGUUUUACAAUAGUAUAGCCUUACAAUGCUGUAUUCCUCCCAGGAAUUGUAACUGAUCUGAGUUGAAGAUAUGAACAUGAAAAUGUAGUUUGUACCAUUUGUAAAUAAAAUCAAUUUUGGGGUCUAAAAGAUAUCUUUUAUUUUGAAUCUGGUUAUAUGAUCCAGCUCCUUUUUCUUGGCAUUCUCUUAUUUCAGUAAAGAUGUGACCUAUAUAGGUUAUGUAGGAAGAACAGUUAGGAUUCUUUUUGUCUAGGACUUAUAAAUUCUUAGAAAAAUCUACUCCUUAACUAGUAUUUCAUGGAAGUAUUUAUUCAGCCUAUAUUUGGAAAAAGGACCUUUUAUUCAUAUGCUUCCAUUUUUUAUGAACCAUGUACUGAACUUCAUUCCAUUUCAUUAUCAUAACUAUCAGAGAAUAAUUUUAUGUUAGUAUUAUAUAACACUGAAAAGAAAAGCACACUUUUGACCAUAUCCUUGAAGAUUUAGGGCUUAGAGUUCUAAAUAAAUAAGUAAAACCCAUUUUCCAAGUACAGUAGGCAUUUUAUUAUUAAAGCACUGUAACAUUUUGAAUGUGUGUGUGUGUGUCUGACUGAUGAGUGCAUUUGUGAUUUGGGGUAUGUUAUGUGGCUUAAAAAUAUCAAAUGACAAAUUUGUUAAGGUUUCCAUAUUUUUUUCAAUUACUGAUAGUUCUUUAGCUGUUUGAAUUUAGACUAGACAACUUUUAGGAGCAUGUUAGAGUUCUCAUAUUUUACAAAGUAAGUAAGAGUUAUUAUUGUUGGACAGGUAUUGGAAUUAGCAUAUACAGUAUAUACAGCCUGUACAUUUUUUAGUGGUGGUUAAAUUCUUACAUUGUUGACAUUUGUAAAAAAAAAAAAUUUAAACAUAUUUUGUUGUAAGGGUUUUAUACAUGAUGGAUUUAGCUUGCAGUCAUGUUCAAUGUUAGUUUGAGAUUUUUAGUUUUUCUUGAGUCAGAUUUAAAAACUACUGUACACUGUUAAACUUUUAAGAAUAGAGGCUGAGAAUCAAGGCCUAGCUGCUUUACUGCCGGUUGUUUUGUAUAAGAUGUUUGAUUUAUAUGUGGGACAUACCACAUAUUUUUAUGACAUUGGUUAUAUUUAUGUGAUAUUUUCCUUGAACCUACUGCAGUAGAGAGCCCGAGCUUUUAUUUCUUAAGAACUAAAUGUUAUUCUGGUAAAUAAUGGGCUUACUGGUAAUUUCACUUAUAUUGCUGAAUUACUUCUCAGUUUUGAAACAAGACUUGCAUUUUCCACUAAAAUCUCUCAUUGAAUGGCCAUUGGAAUACAAUAAGGUGGUUAUAUAUUUUUUUCUUUUUAAAGUUUUUGUUUACUCUGGAUACUGUCCUCCUCAUUUGAUACUCUUUCCAAUGUUCUUAAUGAAGGUCAGAUAAAGUAUCAGCCUUUUAUUAGCCUGGUUACCAUCACAGCAGUAGUGAAUGUAUCUCCCUGCUGUUCGAGCUUUCAGAUGGGAAGGGAUUGUUCCCAGAGUUGUAAUCAGGAUCUUGUUUUUUCACUUAAAGGAAAGUACAGUUUAGUAUGUACUUAUUUUUGCUAUUCUUGUGACUGGAUAUUUUAAUUUUGUAAAUUACUUUUUGUAUUCCAUCAGUUUGCCUGCUACAGCUUCUUUCAAUCUUUUGUCUAGAAACUGCAUCUGUGAAGAUUAUACAGUUUUUCAUCUCUUAAAAAAUCACAUUUAUAGCUGUUGUCAUUCCCUUUUCCAUCACACAGUGUACUAUGUAUUGCCUUUUUGGGGCUUUUAUUUCUGACAUCCCAUAAAAGUCUCCUAGUAUUUAAUUACUACUGUAGUUCUAUAAUUGUUGUUUGGGAGUUUCAUACUAUAUCAGCAAUUGGUCAGUCAUUUAAACCAUCCUGUUGUAUAUACUUAAAACUGUUUUGUCGAGUAUCAAAUCAUCCGUAAUUCUAUUUCAGGUAGAAAAAUAGCUUUAGCUUCAGUAUAAUGCAGAGUACUUUACAGCGUGUUUAGUACCUAUGAUUACCUACAAAAAUAUUAUACCGUAUCAAUCUUCCUAGGAUGUUGUUGAAUGUCUUCAUUUCAUGUCAGUAAAUUAUAAUAUUUAAUUUUGAGCCUCUGUUAUCUUUAUAUCGGUCCUUGGAAGUACAAUUGCAAUAAUCGUUGGAAGCUGGAAACAGGACAUAUCAGUUAAGCUUUUACUGCCAAACCUUUUCUCUCAGUUUCAGUUCAAUCUCCUGCUGAGUCACCCCCUCACCCCCUUUAGCCUUUUAUAGCCGAAUGUGUUCCGACAUAUUUUAUAGUUUCUAGCUAACUUUUUUUUUUUUUUUUUAUUGGAAGUUUGGAAGGGCCCAUACUUGUCAGGAUUGGACAGAAGAGUGACAUUUCUUAAGGAGUAUAGAAAUAAAAUAUUUACAUAA